Messenger RNA from Caenorhabditis angaria, 1628 nucleotides. The record is from the annotation of a GenBank genome assembly. NCBI's taxonomy places the organism in Eukaryota, Metazoa, Nematoda, Chromadorea, Rhabditida, Rhabditidae.
AUGUCAUCAGAAGAUGAAGAACCAUGUUCAUCUACAACAGAAGGUUUUGAUUUUAUGAAAAAUGAAAACGACGAGACUCAAUUGUGUCUGGUUUGUUUGAAGCCAGCGGUUGGAAAACAUUACAAGGUGAGCUGAGAUGUAUUUAACAACAAACUGAAAAUGUUAAUUGAACAGUUCGCAACGCACUUAUAAAUUAUUGAACUUGAACUUUGACUCCACCUGAUAAGAGAAUUCAUAUUUUUUCAAUUUUUGGUACAAAAAAUGACCCGAAAUCAAAGUUCAUUUCAAAAUUUAUGUAUAGGUUCCCGCUUGUCAUGGAUGUAAAUCAUUUUUUCGUCGUGCAAUUCUUCGAAAUAUUAUUUAUCCUCCUUGUAAAUACGAAGCACAAUGUUAUCAGAAUAUUUCAAUUACAAAUCGACCACAAAAAUGUAGAUUUUGUCGAUAUCAAAAAUGUUAUGAUGUUGGGAUGGUUGCAUAUUUUUUAUAUGAUCGUAGAAAAUCUGAAAACGGCAUGAAAUUAAUUGAAUCAGUGAGCCGAUUUGGAGUAAGUAUAAUCAAAACGUCGUGUUUAAUAUAAAUACUUAAUUAAUGAUUUUAGAUCAGAGACGAUAUCACAAUCAUUGAUGAUUUAAUUUCCGAUCUUUCUGAUCUUGAUGUAAAAAUAUCAGAAUAUCGAGUUUCCAAAUUCAAUCCAAUUAAACAUCCAGAUCUUGAGACAUUGAUUAAAUCCCCGAAUCAAUUGCACCAGGCAACGCAUUUUGAAGUAAGAGUGAAGCUUUGAAACAAAAAAAAACAUAUUUUUUAGAAAAUGCCUGGUUGGCCUUUAUCGCAAGAAGAAUUUAUUCAACAACAAAGAAGACUCAUUGAAAUUAAAAUCAGAAUUGAAGGUUCCCAAUUACCGGCUGAAACCAAGUUAGAACAAUUUGAUAUUAAAACGUGGGUACUAAAACUUUGAUAAAUUUUCAAAAUUUGAAUAAUUUCAGUAAAGAAUGGUUACCGUUUGAUAUGAUGAUGGCUGUUGAAUUUGCAAAAACUUUUACAUUUUUUGAUAGGUUAGAAUUUUCGGAUAAGUUAGCACUCAUGAAAAAGUCUACAUUUAUGAGUCUAGCAUUAACAACAGCUUUCAAUUCAUAUAAAGCAAAAAUGGGGAUUAUACAAACACCUGAUGGAGCAUGUAUUUCGGGACCAACAAGAAAUGAACAAGCUGUUAGACAUUUUGAAAGAGUAAUGAGUUUGAGAAUAAUGGAACCGCUUAUACGAGAUAAAUUUACAAUUCCAGAAUAUUUGUUAUUGAAAGCGAUUGUAGUGUGUAAUUCUGGUAUGCAACUCUUCAGAAGUUUAUUUUUUAAAAUCAUUUUUUAGCUUCAACUCUUUCAAAACAUGGUCAACGAAUUGUCGAAAACGAAAAGAAUAAAUUUGGAAAAGCACUUCUCGAAUAUUGUUUUCUCCAAUACGGAAAAAAAGAAGGCGGAGCAAGAUACUCAAAAAUUCUGAACUACAUUGAUGUUUUAGAACAUUAUCAACGAGAUUUCCGUGAUUUUAUGAAAACUCUUCAGAUAUUCACACCGAAUCUGAUACCAGAAUCAAGGAGAAAACUUCAGAAUGAGGUUUUGUGUUUGGAAGAAUAA